Messenger RNA from Manis pentadactyla (Chinese pangolin), 5975 nucleotides. It is a transcript of the gene METTL13, whose product is annotated as methyltransferase 13, eEF1A N-terminus and K55. NCBI's taxonomy places the organism in Eukaryota, Metazoa, Chordata, Mammalia, Pholidota, Manidae. The record is from RefSeq and is a predicted model, not a curated record. The transcript is spliced from 8 exons. Bases 304 to 2403 code for a protein of 699 amino acids.
CGUUGCACCCGGAUGUGUCUGCCGGUCCUGAGAGCGAGCUCUGGAAAGUAAGGGGCUGCUCACGUGGAGCAGAGGCUGUAGGUGCGGACACAGGGGUGAGAGGGUGUCAGACUCGGUGUUUAGCGCCUGCGGCUGGCGUGUAAGGACCACCCUUUGGGUUUUGACUGGGGGCCAAGUCAAUGUGGCUGUUUGUCUGUUUAAAGAAUCCUGGUGCCGUGUGCCGGAGCCAGCGUGGGGGGAGCCUCUCCAAUGGUGCCGUACAGGGAGUAGGAGUCUUGAAGGCACAGCAACUGCAGUGAAAAUAUGAAUCUCUUACCUAAAAGCUCCAAGGAGUUUGGCUCCGUUGACUAUUGGGAAAAGUUCUUCCAGCAGCGAGGAAAGAAGGCUUUCGAGUGGUAUGGAACCUACCUGGAGCUGUGCGGGGUGCUACACAAAUACAUCAAGCCCAAGGAAAAGGUGCUCGUGAUUGGGUGCGGUAACUCAGAGCUCAGCGAGCAGCUGUAUGAUGUGGGCUAUCAGGAUAUAGUGAACAUUGACGUUAGUGAGGUCGUCAUCAAGCAGAUGAAGGAACGCAAUGCCAGCCGGCGGCCCCACAUGAGCUUCUUGAAGAUGGACAUGACACAGAUGGACUUUCCUGAUGCCUCAUUCCAGGUCGUGUUGGACAAGGGUACCCUGGAUGCUGUCUUGACGGAUGAGGAGGAGAAGACCCUGCAGCAGGUGGACAGGAUGCUGGCUGAGGUUGGCCGUGUCCUGCAGGUGGGCGGUCGCUACCUCUGCGUCUCCCUGGCUCAGGCUCACGUUCUGAAGAAAGCAGUGGGUCACUUCUCUCGGGAGGGGUGGAUGGUGAGGGUUCACCAGGUGACCAACAGCCAGGACCAGGUGUUGGAAGCAGAGCCUCGGUUCUCCCUGCCUGUCUUUACCUUCAUCAUGACCAAGUUCAGGCCGGUCCCUGGCUCUGCCCUUCAGAUCUUUGAGCUGUGUGCUCAGGAGCAGGGCAGGCCCGUGCGGCUGGAGAGUGCCGAGCAGCUGGCUGAGGCAGUGCGGGAGCGGCAGCAGUAUGCCUGGCUGUGCGGCCAGUUGUACCGCAAGGCUGGGCUGGGGAGUGUGUCUCUGGACUUGUGCAAUGGGGACACGGGGGAGCCACGCUACACCCUCCACGUGGUGGACAGCCCCACUGUGAAACCAUCGCGGGACAAUCAUUUUGCCAUUUUCAUCAUCCCCCAGGGUCGAGAGACUGAGUGGCUCUUUGGCAUGGAGGAUGGCCGGAAGCAACUGGCUGCCAGCGCAGGUUUCAGAAGGCUGAUCACAGUGGCCCUUCACCGAGGUCAGCGGUACGAAGGCAUGGACAGCAUCCAGGCCGAGCUGUCAGCCAGAGUCAUGGAACUGGCCCCGGCCGGGAUGCCCACCCAGCAGCAGGUGCCCUUUCUGUCUGUGGGUGGGGACAUUGGGGUCCGGACUGUUCAGCACCAAGACUGCAGCCCUUUGAGUGGUGACUAUGUCAUUGAGGACGUGCAAGGGGACGACAAGCGCUACUUUCGGCGGCUGAUCUUCCUCAGCAACAGGAACGUGGUGCAGUCAGAAGCCAGGCUGCUGAAGGAUAUGUCUCACAGAGCCCAGAAGAAACGAAAAAAGGACAGAAAGAAGCAGCGGCCUGCUAAUCCUCCAGAGGACCUCCCUGCAGCCCCAGGGCAGUCCAUUGAUAAGAGUUACCUGUGCUGUGAACACCACAAAGCCAUGAUCGCCGGCCUCGCCCUGCUGAGAAACCCGGAGCUGCUCCUCGAGACCCCACUGGCAUUGUUGGUGGUAGGCCUGGGUGGAGGCAGCCUCCCCCUCUUUGUCCAUGAUCAUUUCCCAAAGUCCUGCAUCGAUGCUGUGGAGAUCGACCCCUCUAUGUUGGAAGUGGCCACUCAAUGGUUUGGCUUCUCCCAAAGCAACCGGAUGAAGGUCCACAUUGCAGAUGGCUUGGACUAUAUUACCAGCCUGGCAGGAAGAGAAGCGCGGCCUCACUACGAUGUCAUAAUGUUUGAUGUGGACAGUAAGGACCCAGGGCUUGGCAUGAGUUGUCCACCCCCAGCAUUUGUGGACCAGCCUUUCCUGCAGAAGGUCAAAAACAUCUUGGCUUCUGAAGGUGUUUUUAUCCUCAACCUCGUAUGCCGAGACAUGGGGCUGAAGGACUCGGUGCUGGCGGGGCUCAAGGUGGUGUUCCCCCUCCUCUAUGUCCGCCAAAUAGAGGGUGAAGUAAACGAGAUCCUGUUCUGUCAGCUGCAUCCUGAGCAGAAACUUGCCACACCAGAGCUUGUGGAAGUAGCCCAGGCCUUGGAGCAGAACCUGAGGAAGCCAGGGAGGGGUUGGGAUGACACGUACGUCCUGUCAGAUAUGCUCAAGACUGUGAAGAUUGUGUGAUCGCUGAGGCCAGGCAGCCCUCUUGGCUUUCGGCGAGACUGGCCUUGGGCUCCUGGUCUGCUAGAGAUCAUAGAACUAUAAUGCACAGUACUUCUUAAACUUCCUGUUUUUCUUGGUUUCAUACUCAGCUCCAUGCGACCUCAAGCUUGGGUUGAGUCCCCUUGGCUCCCUGCCCUGGAUCGCGGCGUUGAGUAGACCUGAUGCCUUCACGAGCACACGCUGAGCUCCUAAGGACUGAAGACAAUCAAAUGUGGUGGUGGUUUGCUUUUGCUUUAUCUUGUUGGCUCUUUAGGAAUGAUCUCAGGUCAGGGAGUGGAGCAUUCUGCGCCAAAACACCAUAGUAGGCUCUCCAUAGGCGCGAGGUGAUUUGAAAGAACACCUGCCAUCUUCCACCAAAUGGAACUGCAGAGGACCUGGUCCCCCGUUUUCAGGAUCUGCGAACCCACUCCAGCGUUUAACAGCUCUCCUCACUUUCCCGAACCUCACCCGAAGCCAUGUGUUCUGUUCUCGCUGGAGAGAGUGGAUGUAAUUGGCCCAUGUAUGCCAGCCUAGCAGACUGAAGUCUCUGGUAUUGGUUUACUCAUACUUACUGAGUGCCAGCUACAUGCAGAUCUGGCGUAAAGAGCUGUGGUCUAAGAACAGAUGCCUGAGAAUGGCCAGAAGCAUGGACUGGCAAUAAAAAUGCAUACUUUCCAGGAGCUUUCCUAAGUGAUUUACCUACACUGUCUCAUUUAAUCUGACAUGAAGAACAGUUAAAACAAACCUCCAUCUAACCCAAAGCUCACUUGAGUUGGAAGCAUCAAUCUUACCUGUUUAUUGAAACUGUUAAAUCAGCAGUUCUGAGACUGACUUGAGUUUCAUCUCUCCUAAUCACACCAAGGCUGACUUAAUGAGCGGCGCUGUGGAAAAUAGGCAUUGUUCCCAGUCACCACCUCGGCUUCUCUCCCCACAGUCCCUUCACAAUGGACUGGGACCUCUGGUGGUGAAACAUACUUUAGUUAGGUUGUCAUCCUUAACAGAAUUGCAUCAGCCCAUUCAGAAGGGCUUGAAUACAGUGUUGGUUUUGGAUCUUUUCCACUAGAAAUGCAUGGUGUUCUUUAGGGGAGGGUCUUCCCCUCGAGCCACAUGAAGAGGCUAUUUCCCUCCAAGGCCCUGCACCCCAAGGGGCCUCGGCUUGGGAAUCCCCACUGUUUUCCAAUCUGUGAACUAAUGCAGUGUCAGGAUAGGUUAUGGAGGCAGAGGGGUAAGUCAGACAAUCUAGUCUAACUGCCCUACGCUCAGAUCACCAUCUCUUGCUGUGCACAGUUCAGAGCAGAACACUUGAGUGGCAAAGCCACACUAGGGAAUUACUAGAAUGAUGACAAGAUCUCAGCUGUAUCUUAGGAAGAGUUGUCCAAGGAAUUAGGGAGGUUCACCAGCGAGAAGCCUUUGGAAGUGGGAAGAGCACUCGGAUGAUGAUAGUUAUCUUAAAAAUUUUGAGAAACUGGGUGUGAAAGCGCAGAUAUGUGUGCCUCCAGUGGCUGCAGAAAUUCCAUUGGCAGCUUUCAGCUUAAUUUCCUACAAAGAGAUUUGUACUAACAGAGACCUUUAUGUUCACCAGAACAUGUGGUGACUCAGGCUGUUGACUCAGACCCUAGUCUGACUCCCCUCAGUGUGCUCACUGAGUUGUGAGGAAAUGCUUUUGGGUGCACAGCAAGCCAUUGGCCUGCAUCCCAUCUUUCCCACUUGGGCUUUUUUGGGGUUAGGGGGCAUUUCUAUUUGAUUUUUUUAUUGAGGUAUAAUUGACAUACAACAUACUAGUUUCAGGUAUACAAUGAAAUGAUAUUUUUACAUAUUGCAAAACAGCCACUACAGUAAGUCUAGUUAACAUCCAAAAGCUAUUCACUUUUGCACUGAUGACAGGCAAAUAGGUCUUCAUGAGAAUUUUGCCUAACUUUUUAGGCACAUGAUUUCUGGAAGAGGGGAAGCUUGUAAACUCCAAUUCUUUCCUGACUAGACAAGUAACCUAAAUGUGUGCAGUGGGCCAGGUGUGAAAUAGGCUAGGCUGACAUGCGACAACUCAAGAGAACAGAUGCCCCCUGGAAAGGCAGCAGCUGAGAGUUGUCAUGCAGGAUGGCUGCCCCAGGAGAGCUAGAUCUUUCCAGGGAAGCCAGAAAUCCGGAAUGUAUGUGUAUGUGUGUGAAUAUUAAAGUGUAGGCUAAGCAGAACACAUCUUCAAGCCAUAUUCAACCGGUGGGCCAGUAAUUUGCUCUUCAACUACAGGGGACAGCCUACAGAGCACUUGAGAGUCAGGCAUACUCUGAGUGAGCUUAAAACAAGGAGCAUCCUGGUAACUACCGGUCAUAGAAGUCUGUUCAGGUGCCAUCUUGUGUCAUGCCCUACUGUCCUUGGGAUAGUGUACAGUCUAACUCCAAGGACUAUCAAAGAACUGAAUGAGAAUAAACCGCAUGACAGAUCUCCCCUGUAACCACCUUCUGCAGCAAGGUAAACGCAGUGAGGCUGGCUAUUGCCCCUUCUGCCCCUUCCUUCCCCUACACGCCAUUUUUUCAGUGUGUGUCUCUAGUCUUGCAUCUUGACUCAGCUGGCUGACUGGGCCACUUCUUGAGUCCACCUUCUCAUGGAUAAACCAGUAGUUCUCAGCUGCACAUUGGAGUUAUCUAAUGUGGUAGGCAGAGUAAUGGUCCCCAAAGAUGUCCAUGUCCCAAUCCCAGCAACCUGUGAAUAGGUUACAUUACGUGGCAAAGGGAAAUUAAUGUAUUAGAUGGAUUUGAUGUUGCAAAUAGGCUAACUUUAGGGAGAUCAUCCUAAAUUAUUCAGGUGGGCCCAGCAUAAUUUUUAAAUGUGGGAAAGGUAGGCAGAAAAGUCCAUUAAUAAUAUCCAAGAAAGACUCAUCAUUUCCAGUCUUGAAGAUGAACUCAGCCUCUAGAAGCUGGAGAAGGUAAAGUCAACUCUCCCCUAGAGCCUCCAGUAAGGAGUGUAAAUCUACCAACACCUUGAUUUUAGCCCAGUGAGACCCAUUUUGGAUGUCUGCUCUAUAGACCUAUAAGACAAUAAAUUUGUGUUGUUUUAAGCCACUAAGUUUAUAGUAAGCUGUUACAGCAGCAAUAGGAAACUAAUAUACCUGGACAUUUUUUUUUCUUUCUGUGAUGAGAACUUUUUAAGAUCUACUCUUUUAGUAACUUUCAAAUACCCAAUACAGUAUUGUUAACUAUAGUCACGUUAUUACACAUUACAGCCCCAUUACUUUAUUUUAUAACUGGAAAUUUGUACCUUUUGACCUUCUUCACCCAUUGCACCCACUUCCCCACCCCCUGCCUCUGGUAACCACCAGUCUGUCCUCUGUGAGCUUGGCUUUUUAAAAUAAAUUCACAUAUAAAUGAGAUCAUACAAUAUUUGUCUUUCUCUGCCUGACUUACUUAGCAUAAUACCUUCACGGUCCAUCUCUGUUGUUGCAAAUGGCAAGGUUUCGUUCUUUUUUGUGGCUAAAUUGUAUAUAUAUCCACAUUUUCUUCAUCCAUUAUGGACUUAGUUGUUUCCAUACCUUGGCUAUUGUAAAUAAAUGCUUCAGUGAA